Messenger RNA from Oryzias melastigma (Indian medaka), 2508 nucleotides. Its product is annotated as membrane-associated guanylate kinase, WW and PDZ domain-containing protein 1. Gene Ontology annotation, biological process: signal transduction. The record is from RefSeq and is a predicted model, not a curated record. Gene Ontology annotation, molecular function: protein binding. Gene Ontology annotation, cellular component: cytoplasm. Lineage: Eukaryota; Metazoa; Chordata; Actinopteri; Beloniformes; Adrianichthyidae.
GCCCCUCCCUCAUGUCUCACAGGUUCGUGACGGUGCGGCGUGGCAGCCCAGCGGCGCGCUGCGGCCAGAUCCAGCCUGGAGACCAGCUGGAGGAGGUGGAGGGUCGCCCCGUCAGCGGGCUGCACCACCGAGACCUGGCCCAGAUCCUCAGGAGGGCGGGGAACACGCUGAGGCUGAGCGUCACUCCCCAACACCAAGGCGCCGCUCCCUCAGAGGGGGUGGAGCUCGACAUCGAUGGAAGCUCGAUUAAAGGAUCCAACCAAAGGUCAAAGGACAAGUCCAGGUUCUACAGCGUGGAGCUGGAGCGAGGACCCACGGGGUUCGGCUUCUCUCUGAGGGGGGGGAGCGAGUACAACAUGGGCUUGUAUGUGCUGGGGCUGAUGGAUGGGGGGCCCGCCCAACGCAGCAACAGGAUCAAAGUCUCUGACCAGCUGGUGGAGAUCAACAGCGAGAGUACGGCGGGAAUGACCCACAGUCAGGCCGUGGAGCAGAUCCGCAGGGGGGGGCAGCGCAUCCGCCUCGUCCUGAAGAAGGGAAACGGAUACGUGCCAGACUACGACCCUGAAACAGGAGUCCUCUCCCUUCCCUCCUUCUCCUCAACAAACAAGGAGCAGCGCGUGGUUUCCAUGACGACUGCGUCUCUGAGCCGCCAGCCAAGAGGGGGAGGAGAGAGGGGGGGGACGGGGAGAGAGAUGGAAGCAAACCGAAGAACAAGAGGAAGAAGAGCAGAGUCGGGGGCCCCCGCCCUGGACCUGGACCGUGUGGAGCAGGAGGUGACGAGGAAGGAGGAGGAGGCUGAGAGGAGGAGGAAGAAGGAGAGAAGGAGCGCCAGGCUCAUCAAACAGGAGGAGCUGGAGGAGAAGAACCUCCCCAGGAAUAGAGCAGCAUCGCUGGGCUCCAAGAUGGCAGAAAGCUCGGGGGGCGGAGCCAGCAAGAGAAGGAGCAAAGCGAGGAGCAGGAGGAGCGGGGAGGAGGACGAGAACGCCACUGUCAGCCACCACAGCUCUAGCCGCCACGCAAAGCAUUCUGGGAGCUUGGGCGGAGCCCAGCACUCAGUGUUCUCCUUCCUCAUGCCCAUGACUGAUCGGUUAGACAGCGAAUCAGCUUGCAGCUUCUCAGAGGUCAGCCUAUCAACAGCCAGCGUUUCCACAUGGAGGAGGGAGGAGUCACCGGGGCGCCCGGAGAGCGUGCCUGGACCCUGGCUCAAACCAAACGGUCAGAAGUUGACCCGGGUCCUGAGUGGCAGUCGACCUGCUCCACGGGGACUAGCAGCGUUCUGAUUGGUCGGCAGGUCGACUUCCUGUUUUCAUUUGCUGAAUUUUCUACCGGUUCCAUAUAAGGGCUUUGCUGUUUGUUCGGCAAGAGAAACUCCGCCUCUUCAAGGAACGUUUUUUUCCAUUGUUCAUCACCUCCAUCCUACCCAUCAUGCCUCAGCCAGCAGGAGCUGGCCGUAGGUCUCCAUGGAAACCAGGACCGCCUCCAGACCCCGUUACCGGGAUCCCAGCGAGGGAAUGGAUCCGACUGCAGCGGAUUCUCCGUUCCUUUGGUGGAAAGAAUGCCAAGUCGUCCUUCGCUUCACCAUUUAAAGACCGAACCAGAAACGCCUAAAUACCUACAGUCUCAGCGAUACUACGAACAUUUUGGUAGCACAACGUACCAAAGUGUGUUUGUCUGGAGGCUGGACCAGCAGGACCUCCGGUACCUGAGCUGUUCCUGAACCACUAAGCUCUAAGCCAUCUCUGUGAUCAUCCUCACCUGCAUCCUUUAGUAUUGUAUGCAAAAAAUGACUGAGUCCUGACUGAGCAUGUGAAUAUUACUGGAAUGAUUUUUUAUUUUUAUAAAGUGUAACAUGUAAAGAAACCACACGGUGCAGCUGACAUGAGAGGACAGCGACCUCUGAGUGUGACGGAACGCAUUCUGCCUGCUUUGCCUGUAACAAUGAGAAAAUCUUCACAAUGAUGAUGCAAAGCCAUACACACACACACACACACACACACACACAGAUGUCAGGUCCAGCUACUGACUCCACCAUCGCCAUGGCAACCUGACCCCUGCACAGCAACAGGAGGAAAUACAGCUCUGGACCAGAACAAGUGCCUCCUUCUGUGCUGUCCCACAAUCAGUUUGAGCUUGAACGGCACUCUGGCCCGACCCGCCACGCGGAGCCCCGCCCCCCAGACCCGUUUCUAUGGGUCAGGUGGAACCUCAUCUGUUUAAAGUCUGUCAGUAAGAAGCCAAAAUGAAACUUAAUAAAAAAAAGUUUGUGUACGUGUGCACACAGAAAUCUGACCCAUUAUUAUUAUUGAUCAUUUUCCUCUCUUGAUUUUUGUCCUACAUUGGAGUUCUUCAGGUUUAGCUCUGUUCAUGUUUCCAUAACGCAGUUCUCGAGAAAUCUCAGCGUCCCACAAACCCCGGCUCUGCACAAGUUUUUUAUUUUUUUAAUUGGCAUGUAAACAGCAAAAUGUUACAGAAAACAGAAGCCUCUGAAUAAAUGGAAGGAUACGUCCA